Molecule: messenger RNA, 4596 nt
Organism: Pelobates fuscus (common spadefoot toad)
Lineage: Eukaryota; Metazoa; Chordata; Amphibia; Anura; Pelobatidae
Gene: NFX1
Product: nuclear transcription factor, X-box binding 1
Exons: 24
Coding region: 17-3559 (1180 amino acids)
Biological process (GO): negative regulation of transcription by RNA polymerase II
Cellular component (GO): nucleus
Molecular function (GO): zinc ion binding; RNA polymerase II transcription regulatory region sequence-specific DNA binding; DNA-binding transcription factor activity, RNA polymerase II-specific
Source: RefSeq, a predicted model, not a curated record
UGUUCUGGUGACGUCAAUGCUAGGCAGUAACGAGGAGGGCGCCUCAGUGCCAGAAGGCGAGUGCUGCCUGUGGGAACGCUGCCCUGCUUAUACCUUCCCCAGGACCAGCCGACAGGGGACACGGUGCGAAGACAUGGCGGAGGCUCAGCCUUCAGGACCAACAAAAUACAAUCCUGAUGCAGCUGAUUUUAUUCCACGAGACAAGUUAAAUCAUCAGCCUAGUUGGCGAAGUCAUGGGAGGCCUGAAACUAACAGGGGUUGGAACAGAAACAGUAACAUGCCAUCAUCUCACCAGCAGCAACCACAUGGAGACAGUCCUUCACAAAAAAUGCAGACAUACAAUAGCACAGUCAAAAGCAACCAUGAACGAAGCCAAGAAGGUUCAGUGGAAACCACUAGUGCAAGCAAACCUGUUAAAAAUCACAGUUUUCAGAACCAGAGGUGGCAUAGGUCAAGAAGUGAGAGAUCACAUACCAGAAAUCCUCACCGGCAGCCUCUUUCUGACACCUCAACAAGGCCAUCUUUUGCUGGAACAGCGCCACUCACUGACUGGCGGAUACGAACAAGAGAGCCCAGUGACUUGUGCUCUUCUGAAAGUGAGAAGGAGGUUGGUAGUGCUGACAGCAGAGGUGCUAAACCAAAGAAAUUGACACAUGUGUCUGGAGGGUCUCUUAGAGGCCCAAGGGACAGAACAAAGUUUUCAUAUGAUCGGGAGAAACGGGUAACUCCGAAGCAGAAAACAGAAGAAAUGUUUGAGAACAUCCCACCUCGGAAUAUAACAAAAUCUGUGCCAUCUAAAGAUGAGCAUUUCAAAAGCAGACCUGAACGCUAUGAGGGUAAUGGAGCAAGUGAUGCCAAGUCGAGGCAUUCAGCAUCUGGAAGGAAUAUUGUGCGUGAGCCUUUGGACUGGAACAAGCCCCAGGAGGAAGUUCAGUCUGGUAAACCUAAUGAAUCGCAUAGCAGCAAGAGCUUGAGACAUGACAAAAGUCAGUCUGCAACUUUUACAUCAAAAGAGAAAAAAGUAGAGCGAGUUAAAGAACCUGUCCUUUCCAAUUCUUAUCAAGAGCCAAAGCCUCGCAGUCACCACUGGACAACUGAUGGAGAUAAACAUUCGGGGAGGAAGCAUCCUCCACAAGACCGUCCUGCCAAAACAUCUAUGCAGGCUGGGUUUAGCAAACAGUGGAAGAAACAUGAUGUACCAAAGAACAAGGAAACGCACACUGGCUCACUAAUAGAACAGCUGACAGCUGAGAAGUACGAGUGCAUGGUCUGCUGUGAGAUUAUUCGUGUCAUGGCUCCAGUCUGGAGUUGUCAAAGCUGUUACCAUGUGUUUCACCUCAACUGUAUUAAGAAAUGGGCCAGGUCUCCUGCAUCACAAGCAGAAGAUGGUAACAGUGGUUGGAGAUGCCCUGCCUGUCAGAAUGUCUCUGCUCGAGUGCCAAGCACCUACACCUGCUUUUGUGGUAAGGUAAACCAUCCUGAGUGGAAUAGGAAUGAGAUUCCUCACAGCUGUGGUGAACUCUGCGGGAAGAAGCGUUCAGGCCUGGACUGUCCUCACUCUUGCAACAUUCUCUGUCAUCCUGGACCCUGCCCAUCAUGUCCUGCUUUUAUGACAAAAACCUGUGAAUGUGGACGAACAAGCCAGUCUGUGCGUUGUGGGCUAUCUUCUACAAUGCACUGUGCUAAUGUUUGUGGAAAUCCGUUGAACUGUGGAGAGCACAGCUGUAGCCAGGUUUGCCAUGCUGGAAAAUGCCCAGCCUGCCAACAAAUUAUACAUCAAGCUUGCUACUGUGGAGGAAGUUCUCGUGAUGUGCCUUGUGGGACAGAUAAGGAUAAUUAUGAUGGUUUUGGAAAUUUCUCCUGCCAGAAGCACUGUGGCAAGAAACUAAACUGUGGGAAACACAGCUGUACUGAAGUUUGUCACCCUCAGCCUUGCCAGCCAUGCCCGCGACUUCCUCAGCUUGUUCGAUUUUGCCCCUGUGGACAGACACCAUUGAGUAAACUGCUGGAACUAGGUUGUGUGGACAGGAAAACCUGUACGGACCCGAUCCCUUCCUGUGGGAAGACCUGCGGCAAGCCAUUGCCUUGUGGUUCCCAUGAUUUCAUUCACACCUGUGAGAACCUCUGUCAUGAAGGGGAAUGUGGUCCAUGCUCUCGUACUUCUAAUAUAUCCUGUCGUUGUGGCUUCAAAACGAAGGAAGUUCCCUGUGCCCUAAUUCAAAAUGAAGAGGAUCUUACUUUUGUUUGUGAUAAACGAUGUAGCAAAAAGCGGCAUUGCGGACGACAUAAAUGUAAUGAAAUCUGCUGUGUGGACAAAGAACACAAGUGCUCCUUAAUAUGCGGACAUAAACUUAACUGCGGCCUUCACAGGUGUGAUCAGCCUUGUCAUCGUGGGAACUGUCAAAACUGCUGGCAAACAAGUUUCGAUGAACUCACUUGUUAUUGUGGUGAGUCUGUGAUUUUUCCUCCUGUCCCUUGUGGCACUAGACCACCUGAAUGCAAAAACUCAUGUACCCGGCAACACGAGUGUGAUCAUCCAGUUUUUCAUUCAUGUCACAGUGAGGAGAAAUGCCCCCCUUGUACAUAUCUCACUCAGAAAUGGUGUAUGGGGAAACAUGAGCUUAGAAAUAAUAUUCCAUGUCACCUUAGUGACAUUUCGUGUGGCCUCCGUUGCAACCAGACUUUAAAAUGCGGGAUGCACAAAUGUAAGCGGAUCUGCCACAAAGGAGAGUGUCUCAUAGAUGAAGACUGCAAACAGCCUUGUAUUCUCCCAAGAACGGACUGCGGACAUCCAUGCUUAGCCCCAUGUCACCCUAUGCAGCCAUGUCCUUCAUCUAUAUGCAAUGCAAAGAUAGAUCUUCAGUGUGAAUGUGGACGACGGAAGGAGAACAUGAUUUGUUCAGCAGCAUCCUCUGUUUAUCAAAGAUUUGCUGCUAUAUCUAUGGCUGCAAAGCUUACAGAAAUGCAACUUGGGGAUUCUGUGGAUAUUGGAAAACUAGUCACCAAAAAGGAGAUGAAGCAAGCAAGGCUUCAGUGUGAUGAAGAGUGCCUUGCUCUGGAUAGAAACAGACGUCUGGCUGAGGCUUUGAAUAUUUCUGAAAAUUCAGACCCUUUUAAUACGCGUUCUGGAUCGAAGUACAGUGAUAGCUUGAAAGAAGAUGCAAGGAAAGAUUUAAAGUUUGUUUCAGAAAUAGAGCGAGAGAUUAAGGCACUUGUGGAUGCUGUAAACAAGGGAAAGCAAACAAAGAAGAGCCACUGUUUCCCACCUAUGAACAGAGACCACCGUAAAAUUAUUCACGAUCUGGCCGAGGUUUACUGUGUGGAGAGUGUUAGUUAUGACAACGAACCUAAACGCAAUGUUGUAGUCACUGCUGUUAAAGGAAAGUCUAUGUGCCCAGCGGUUACUCUUAUGACUGUGAUUGAAAGGGAGAUCCAAGCAAGGCCACCUCCACCAAUUGCUCAUUACAGACAUCAGCCAGAACGAAAUGGUGGAAGCAGUGGUGGACAGGCAGCAAUGCGUGAUGAGCCAGUAAUAGAUUACUUUGAUGUCCAAGACUAGUCUGAGAAAUGCACUAAAUCAAAUUGGAAUAUAGUGGGGUAACAUCCUCUGUGGCUUUGAAACUCUGUGAAACAUUCACAUCAUGCUUUAGGUAGCUGCUACAGCGUAUGAAAGCAUUCCUCCACGACGUGGCCAGGAGGCCGUCUGGGACCAGGAACCUAAGCCUUGACUAUCAGAAGUGCAGAGUAUAUUGCUCAUGUCUUUUCAGUAUCUGCCAUUCACACAGUAAAAUUACAUAUUUGUUUGCAUUGCAAUACUUUACAAUCUUAGUGCCUAACUUCUCACAUGAUUUUCAACAAAAGAACCCUAAUUAGUUAUAUUACUUUCAUAAAUCUGAAGAAACACAAAAAAUAGAAGGGUUUAAACAUUUUGGGGUAAAGUGCUACAUCUAAGUUGACUCUCAAAAGUGAGCCUGGUUUCAACAGAAUUGUUCUAUAAACAUUGAUCCUUUGUGCUCAUUCUUAAAAACAAGACUUGGUUCUCAUCACAAAGCAUCUCUUUUAUGUUCAUUUUGAAGAGGUGCAUAACUUAAUAUGUUGUGCUGUUUUCUAAAUAGAAGUAUAUUUAUCAAAAUAAAUCUGCCCUGUUACACUUUAUAAUGUCAUUUAUAGUGCUUUUCGAACAUCAAAACCAUAAGGAUUUUCCAUCUGAUUAAGUUACCAGAAAAUACAUACAAACCAUUUUAACAAAAAAGGCUAUUCAGAAUUCCAACGUGAAUUUAUUUUUCUUUUUUGUGGAUUUGCUGUCAAUCAUUUAAUGUCUCUGUAGUGAAGGACUGUGAAUUCACUUUUUCUUAAUCUAAACAUCUUGAUAACACUACAGGGUGAAGUUGGACAAUGAUUAGGACAUAGUAUUUCAUUUGUAUUUUACAGAGUAACUUAAAGGGACACUAUAGUCACCUGAACAACUUUAGAUUAAUGAAGCAGUUUUGGUGUAUAGAACAUGCCCCUGCAGCCUCACUGCUCAGUCCUCUGCCAUUUAGGAGUUAAAUCCCUUUGUUUAUGAACCCUAGUCACACCUCCCUGCAUGUGACUUGC